UCGUUUCAAGAAACGUAGCCUAGCUAUAAUCUUAAAAUAUAUUUCGCGUCUCCUUUUAUGCAUGCAAUAUAUAUAAAAUCAUCAAAUAAGUAUGGAAAGCACUAGUCUUUAUAACCCUGCUUCUUCGGCACCAAAGAUGGAACGGAAAUACAUAGAGAAGAACAGGAGGUGUCAGAUGAAGACUCUUUACUUCAAGCUCGGCUCUCUCCUCCCUCGUCAACACUGCAAGGAGGGAUCGGCACUGCCGGAUAAGAUAGAUGAAGCAGUGAAAUACAUUCAAAGCUUACAGUUAGAGCUAGAGAAACUAAAAGACAACAAGGACAAGUUGAUGAGUAGGAAAAGAGAGCAUUCUUGCAUAACAGAUGAUACUAUGUCACCUAUAAAAAAAUCAAGAUCUCCUCACUUGGAAAUUCAAGAAAUGGGACCUGACAUGGACAUGGUUUUAGUAAACGGCUAUGAUUCAUUUAUUAAUUUCAAUGAGAUAAUACAUGUGCUUCAUCAACAAGGUGCUGAGGUUGUGCAGGCCAGUUUUUCCAGCACUGGGAAUUCAGUCUUCCACAUUUUGCAUCCAAAGUUUGCGGGCCCCACGUGGCGUUAUGAAGCUACUGCAAAUAUUUCGACUAGAUUGAACGAGCUGAUUUAUGGAACAUCUCCCAGCUACUUGGAACUAGAAUCAAACCUGGAUAUAUGGGAUUUCGAAAUUAUAGAUUUUUAGCUGAUUAAAUAAGCUAUGGAUCCUAGGAUGUCACAGUUAAGACAAAACGUACCACACCCGAGUUUUUAUUAUCUAUCUGGAGCGUGUUGGUGCUAUAUUUAUAUGUGUACUUCCAGUUUUUGCAGAAAACAUGCGACUAUAGAUUAUUAAUUAUUUA
This is a messenger RNA of Daucus carota subsp. sativus, 872 nucleotides long. RefSeq names its product transcription factor bHLH162-like. Gene Ontology annotation, biological process: regulation of transcription by RNA polymerase II. The transcript has 3 exons. Gene Ontology annotation, molecular function: protein dimerization activity; RNA polymerase II transcription regulatory region sequence-specific DNA binding; DNA-binding transcription factor activity, RNA polymerase II-specific. The coding region runs from base 92 to 715 and encodes 207 amino acids. Lineage: Eukaryota; Viridiplantae; Streptophyta; Magnoliopsida; Apiales; Apiaceae. The record is from RefSeq and is a predicted model, not a curated record. Gene Ontology annotation, cellular component: RNA polymerase II transcription regulator complex.